UCAAGACAAAACUCGACAAGAAACAACUUUUUGUAUCCGAAAAAUUGAGAAUGAAGGACUUUUCCUCUAUCGAUUUCAAAGACAAUGUUCGAUUUGUUGUGAGACGUUAUCUGAAGACUAUUGGAAUCAAAGUACCGAAGCUGAAAGGACAGAAAAUUCAAGUAAGCGACGCGGUUUUACUGAUUCGUUGUAAAGAUUAUAUGCUUUAUGAACAAACGUUGAUCUUAAAUUUUAUGAUCUAAUUUGAUAUAUUGCUAGUUUUUCUACUUUAUAUUUAACUGUUGUAGUGUAUAUUCGAUUGCAGUCUAAAAAUUACGGCCAGUUUGCUUUAAAGAGCAUGAGGUUACAUGCAUGCAUGAUGAAUAGCAAUGAACAGUGAAACUGACUUCAUCAUCCCACCUCAACCAACUGCUUUCCGAUGGCGUUAUUUCUGCCAUCAGCCAAAUUCAUUCCUGUUAUAAACACCAUUUUUUACAAAUGCUCCUUUCAAUAAAAACAGACUCACCGAUGGUUAGAGUGUAAUAUUGAAGAAAAAUAUGCCAUUCAUUAUGUCCAGACAUUCACAAGUCGGACGUUUGUUGAAAUCGACAGUAAUUAGCCUCCACUUGAGCUUGACUAACCACUUGCCCAUGUUGCUUCUUCAAUCGGAUGUGCAAAGCAUCUAUAAAACCACCAACCAAUGUACGCUGUAUGAUCAUGUCUUACACAAGGACGCAGAACAGUGUAAAAAGGUCAUCGCCAUCGUCAAUGAAAGUUUCAUUCCUUUAUCCGUUGUAGGUAACAGUUAUCUCUUCCAUGAUCAGGUUAAAUCAGGAGUAAAACUAUGUAGGUUAGCUUUCUGCUACGCCUAGGGUUUUACCCUGGUAAACAAGGUUGGAUAAUGAUUUAAUGAUAAAAUUGAUUUUACCUACCACAAGAACAAUCAAUACAUAAAUGUUACAAGUCAAAAUUAUAUUCAGGUUAAAAUUUUUUAAAUAAGGUUAACUCUCAAUUUCCUUUGUCUCCUAUACCUGACUAUUCUUGAAUGAGGGAUAAGAGAAAAAGGAAAUUCAGAAUCAACUAACCAAGUAGCCUGGGUUAAAAACUUUUAACCUGAAUUUAACUUUGACCUGUGACAUAAAUGCUAAUAACCACUGAACAUCAGAUCAAGAUCUAAUCCUGAAGCACUUACAAAUUUUAGCCACUUUCCAUUACCUUCAUUAGUGACCUUAUGCAACAGGAUGGGAGAGGAAAGAAGACGGCAAACCUUGUGUGACAAUCAGGACAAUAAUUUUGUUUGAUAAACUUUUUCGCCAAACUUCACCCUUCUUUAAACAGGUCUGGUAAAAAAAACAGAAAACACUAACUUAAGUGAAGAUUACUACAAAACACCUCAGUAACGUGUUUGUCACACUUGCAUUUUGCUGUCCUCUUCUUUCUGCUAUCCUGUUGUUAUAAAUUGUUGGAAGAGAGAAGAGGAAGGUGUAUACACUGGCUUCAAAUGUGUAACUUACAGUUGAUUACGGUUAAGUUUACACACUGUAACUGUUCCUUUCAGCACUCUGUGGACAAUAAUAAAACUGGAGUAUUUGGCAUUUGCCUUGAAAAAGUGGAAUCAGUCAAUGUGGGAGAGGAUUUCUAUUGUAGUGUUCCCAAGUAAGUGUGCAACAUUAACAUUUUAAUAAUAGAAAAUAGACUUUUUAAACAAUGGGGUUCAUAGAAUAUUUUUCCGAAAUUUGUCUUAGAUUCUUGGUAGAUUCUGCAAGCUCUCUGCAACAACAUUUGGCAACAGAGGGCCUAUUUAGAAAAUCUGGAUCUAUUCAACGCCAAAAAACGCUUAAGGUAAGAAUCUCAAAAUAAACAUCUUUUUUUCCCCAACCAGAUUUGUAUUAUUUUUAUUUUGUUGGAUUUGACAAUAAAUUUGAUCACUUAGCAUUUAACACUCACCUGACAAUCUGUUUGUAACAGCAAAAAGUAGAAGAUGGUGAGACACUCCAAAAUGCUCAGCCUCAUGAUGUCGCAAGCUUGAUAAAGCAGUUUUUCAGACAAUUACCAGAGCCACUCCUUACCAACCUGCUCCAUAACUGCUUCAUUAAAAGCCAACAUUUAGAAGAUGAAGGCGAUCGGAUUGAGGCUGUUUUACAUCUUUGUCUACUCCUUCCUGUACAUCAUCUCACCACUCUACAGUUUACAAUGAAAUUUCUAGCAAAAGUAGCAUCCUGUUCGCAGCAGAGUAAAAUGGGAACAACAAACCUCGCGAUUGUUCUCACUCCCAACCUGAUACACAACACUAAGAAAGAAGGAAACAACGCUUCCGAAAAACAGCUCAAAGAGCAGACGUCAGUCAUUGACAUUCUCUUGAAGAAUGCCGAUAAAAUUGGUUUAGUGAGUGAGGAUAUCUAUGAACGUGCUAAAACAAUUGGAGAUGAUUUAGUGGAUGGCUUGACAUCAUCCAGUGAUGAACUUGACAGUGAUAAUAAUUUAAGAAGAGGAGGUAGAAGACAGUCAAGGCCUAGGACAAGGACUGGCUCACUUUCUGGUAUGCUUUUCGUUUAUAAAAAAAUUAAUAAUUAAAUCAGGCAGAAUAUAGUUUUUUUUCUUUAAAUUUGCAAGCUGAGAGGUAAGUCAAAUUGUUGGCCAGAAUCAUCAAAUAAAUAAAUAAAAUAAAUAAAUAAUGAUUUGGCGGUAGCACAUCCACAAAGUGCUUCUUCGUCUACCUGAUUCCUGAUCGAAUUGUAAUUUGGAAAUGUUGGUUUUUGAGGAGAGGGCAAAACCGGAGUACCCGGAGAAAAACCUCUCGGAGCAAAGGAGAGAACCAACAACAAACUCAAUCCACAUAUGGCGUUGAUGCCAGGAUUUGAACCCAGGCCACAUUGGUGGGAGGCGAGCGCUCUCACCACUGCGCCAUCCCUUGCUCCCCAAAUCAUCUAGGGUCCUGGGCCCUUGACGUAAACUGUAAUGAUGUAAUGUUAAGACCUUGGCCUUGUCUUAUUCGUUCUUCCUGAACAAUUCAAAGGGGAUCAAAAUGAAUGAACAUUCCUUUUUAAAAAGAGUAGGAUGUAGGAGGUGGACCGGGGGGUGGGGGGGUGGGGUAGAUCAGACUUCCAUGGUGUGAUCUAUCUCUCAUGGAGGGAGGGCACCAGUAACAGGCCUGGGCCCAGUUGUUCAAAGGCCAAUAUUAGCACUAACCCAGGGUUAAACUUUAAUCCAGGUUUCUUUUGUACUUUGUUUGAAAGCAUUUUUCCAGGUGAUAUUCUCUAUUCUUUUUAGAGAAUCCAAUCCUCAAAUUGUUGGCAAAAUGAAUAAAACCGAAUUUUCUUUUAAAGCCUUGAAAUCUGAAUCGAAAGUUCACACUAACCCCACGUUACCUUAACCCAUCUUUUAACAACCCAGACCUGUGUAGUAUUACAGUGGAACCUUGAUAUUAUGAAGUCCUCGGUGUAACGAAUGAUUCUCUUCACCCAGUAAUAGUAAAAUAUAUGGAAAAGCACCUUGAUUUAACGCAACCUCAUUACAGUGAACAAAUUUUGCCAGUCCAUUAGUUCCACUGUACUGACAUCAUGCUGUUGUGGUUGCCCUAACCAACAGUUGGUAAAGUUAAUUUUACAUAAUCAUACAGCAAGCCUGCAAAUAACUUUUGGCUGUAGGGUGGUCAUGUGACUGGACAAGGACCAGGUUUUGCGGGUCAAAACACCAGUCUGGUAGGUCAGAAAAGGAAAAAAGGAAGAGAGAGUGACAGACCAGGCCAAGCUUUAGCCCGUCAAAAUCCAAAAUUUGUCGGUCGUUUGACCGAUGACUGGCUGUUAUUUGCAGGCUUGUACAGUGCAGGUGUUUACUUUUGUUUGCCGCAGGGUUUGUAUCUGGUUUAGGCCAAAGUCUUAGCAAGUUCAAAACCUCAUCCACCAAGACCCCAGUUCAUCACAGACGUUCCAGGAGUGUGAAAGCAGAUCUCAUGCGAAAUAAAGAGAAAUACAUCCUUGAUGAUAACUGUGAAGUUAAAAAAGGUAAGCUGCAAUGAUCCGUCCUUUCGUGGAGAUGCUUAGAGAUAUGCUGGUCCAAUAAAGCAUACAGAUGGGCCACAUAAAGCACAUGAUCAACUUCAACAGUUGAGUUGGUCCUUUCAACACCAAAUGUCCUGCAGUUCAUUUAGAUAUCGCUGUCUGUAACAAGGACACAUGGGUCAAUGUAAUGCAUAGCAAACACUUGACACUGUUCAUUUGGUGUCCGUAUUAACCAAUCAAUAGUAGAACACCCCUGAAAUGCAGACAGUUGGAGCUGCCUCUUCGGUGACUAUAAUAAAAAUAUUAUUAUUAUUUAGAAUUGUUUUGACUGUUGAUUAAAUUGCUUUCAGGUAAUUAAUUUUGGAAGGCUAAGACAUGAAUGAAUUUCCCCUUGAAGUUUACAAUCAUGUAGUUUGUAUCUAUCAUUAACUCAUAAAUGUAUAUUAUUUUUUUGUUAUACAAUUCAGAUGACCUUGAGUUGGAGCAUUUUGUGGCUCGUAACAGUCAACGCAUGAGCCUGAGGUUGCAAAGCAAGCGCAGACCAGCGGAAAACAUGUUACCCCUUUCACCUGCUGUCAAAAGGUCACUACUUUUUGCAAGAUUAGUAUAGAUGGUUUUCACAGUGAUUUCAUCAAAUUGUUAAGUCAAAAUAGCGAGGUUUUAUGAAUUCUUAUUUACACUAGGUUGAAGAUAAACAAAAAGUAAAUUCCCAUAGCAUGAUUCAUUUAAAAAAUAUAGCAAUUUGAACUUCUGAGUUUUCACAGUGCGUGACACCAAAAUAGGGAUACUGUCUCGUCUCUCCUCUUGAUUUUCAGCAGUAUAACCAUUUCAAGUAUUAGAAGAUAUGUUUAUGCACACGUAUGCUAGUUCUUGAGUGAAAAGAAAGAGCUUUCUUAGAAAAAGUGAACUCCAGAUGUUUUUGUUUAUUUUUGGUGGCCAUAUUGGUACACUAAAACAGUACACCAAUAUGGCGUCUCCAUACAAUGCUCUACAAAGGUGCGUAAAACAUUUCAGCAAACAACUCAGAAACUGUGGGCCACAAAGACCUGAGACUUGGACAAAUUGUUUAUAUGUUAGUCUUUUAUAACAUUUCAUUUUCUUGGCUUCAUCCACUGGAUGGUUUCCAAUUUAUUUUUUUGGUGCGAGACAGUGAAAACAAUCCUUUAAAACUUUAGUAUUAAUAAGUUAUCUGUUAGAAAAAUUUGAGGUUUAACUGUAUCAAAUGCUAGUGUUGCAUUUUUAGAAUGAUUACCCUGUUCAUAGUAAUUUGUGUGGAUAGCCUUCUACACAGACGUUCUCAUGACUUCCUUGCCAUGGGGGGAGGAUGCAUGGCAAACUCAUACAAACGUUUAUGUGGGAGGCAGACUGACUUGGUACAUUAAACAUGUUUUCAGAGUUCAUGACAUGAAUAAAAAUUCCCUAUCAUAAACUUUUUCCAUGAUUAUACAAUAAUGUACUCCUCAAUAUUUUAUCUUUAGGAGAGCAAUGUUAAGUGAUAUGACCUACGCUCAAGGUAUCAGCCAUCCUCGUCUUGUGUCAGCAUCAACACAAAUGUUCACCACGCCCAUCAAACCUCUUAUGCCCUCAAAACCAUUGAAUCAAAUGGGUAAGAGUAAGAACAGGGUUCGCACAGUCUUGAAAAGUCCUUGAAUUUUAGGGGAAGUCCUUGAAAAGUCCUUGAAUUCCAUUUUUCCUUGAAAAGUCCUUAAAUUUCUGUGCAAGUCCUUGAAAAGAGCUUGAAUUUUCUUCAACUUUGAAUGUAGUAGCCUGGAAAGAAUUUUUUGAUGCUUUUUGGUUGUCCAAGACAGAAUAUAAAUCGUAGCUCAGUGAAUGUAAAGGUCAUUUACAUAAAGUGCCUCAUGUUUUAUGCAAUAAUUAACUAUCAGUUUAACACCAGUGAACUGAAAAAUGUCGAGAAUUUGGUGAAGCAAACAGUUAAAGCCUUAAAGUCUUAUUAGAAUAUACUGGGAAUAUGCAUUUUUGUACAAUCUGUGAAAUUAUAUUCCUAGUAGGUAGUCCUUGAAAAUCUAAUGUGGUCCUUGAAAAGUCCUUGAAAAAUGGUUGGAUUUUUUUGUAUGAACCCUGAAGAAGUUUAGUGAGCCUGCUUUGGGUGUAAUGUUUGAUCACUUAACCCUUUAAGCCCCAAUAUCCACAUACAAAUUCUCCAAACUGAUCUCCAUAUAUUUUCUUAAAGAAUGAGUUGAGAGAAUUUAAUAAAAGAUCAAAGCAUUUUUACGUGGGUGAUCAUUUUACUAAUUCUCAUAACUUAUCUUUUGACAAUGUAUGGAUAUUGUUAGGAGAAAAUUGACCUUGGUCACUAUUGGAACUUGAAGGGUUAAUUCCUUAAUCUCUCUGCAAUGAAAGUGCUAGAGCAAUAUUUUACAGGUGCAUCAGACAGACACAAAGUUUGCAGCUAGUUAAAAUCAGUGCUAAGAGGAGAAGUCAUAAUUAAGGUGGUGCAAACCUAUUUAUAGGCGUGUUGGCUAAUUUUUUUAAUCACGUUUUUCGGCAGAACAAUUUCCCCGAUUUCUAUGAUUUUUGGCGUCCUAAGUAAAGAAUGGUCAUUGGUGGAACUUUAAGAAAAUGUUACUUAUUUUCUUGUAGUUAUAAAAACUGUUAAGAUAUUGGCAUACAUUAAUAACCGCAUUGUUACAAAAAACGUAAAUAACUUUGAAACCCUACGGCAGAUUUUUCUCCAAUUUCAGAAAAUAAGCCUCAAAUCCCUCUAGUUUUAUAUCUGUAAGUUUGAAGUAGUCAUUUGAGACCAUACAACUUGUUGCACAAAAUCCUGGUCAAAUUUAACCUUAAAUUGCUACGCUAACAUAUUUGUGAAAGUUGACAUACAAGUAGAGGAAGAGUGUCGACUGAUUAUCUCCUGUCUGCAGGGGUAUUCUUGCCCAUUGCUUCAUUUAAAGUUUCUGCAAACUACAAGUAUAUGAAGAUAUUACUGUGGGAGUCAAAUGUCCAUUAAAAGACCACUAUGAAGUAUACACAUGCCUUUUAGAGUAAAUAUAAUUAUACCACUCAUGUAUUGUCAUUGUCUAACACUAAAGUUGCCUGACUUCCUUGCUUUUUCAGUUAAACCGGGUCAUAGCAGGAUUCUUCUGUCCAAUGAGACAGAGCUCGUCAAGGUAGUGGAUACUAGGUCCUAUGUGCCGUCUCCAGGCAACGAGAAUGUUUCACCCGGUGUAAUGUUGCCAGGGGACAGUGAAGUGUUUGGUUCACCUUCUGCCGUCAACGUUGACAAGCAUAGAGAUACUCACACACUGCGUAGACGGGUCAGAAGAAGGUAUCUACAGCAUGUAGUUGUUAAUUAAAGAACAAAAUGAAAAAUGCCUGCCUGUGGAAACUCAGUUUGGUAGAGCAAAUUUACUGGUAAGACUGGCUUGGAUGAUAACCUUGAGCCGAUGCACCAUUCACACCAAAGCUGUUUAGCUAAAUACAGUUGGGAUUUGACUUCUUCAUAAAACCUGUCUACUGUAAAAGCCUGUGCUUAUAUCUUCUGUUAAUGUUUUUCAUCAUAGUUUAGUCAAACAUGUUAAGUUGGUGUGAAUGGGGCACAAGUCAAACUUACAACUUGGUAAGGAGGUAUUUUUAGUCAUGCUCUCUCUAACAAGCUCAACAAAUCCCAUAAUUUCAAAAUUAUAAUACUAGCUUGUGACAUCACACCUUUGUAUUUUGAAACUACAACCUCUGUUACAUUAAUAUAACACUAUUGUUUAAGCAUUCUGAAAAAUGCUUAUACUAAGAAAGGUUGCUUAUAAAUUGUCCUUCCAUAUUCAUUUUUCAGACACUCAUCUGGGGCGACCACUUGCUUCUCCUCAUCUCCAAGGACCAGAUACCAAGGCAGCUCUAAGACCACUGUAAGUUUCAGGGUGCAGUUGGCACCGUUUCUGGGGUAAUUUGAUACAAAGCAAUAUAAGUAUGGUACAUGUAGCUCUUAUUUUAAAGUUUGGAGGCGAUAAAGUGAGACAUUUUAUAAGUUUUUUCUCUGUUGACCUUCUAGAUAUCAAAGGAGUUGGAUCAAGGAAAACAGGACAACCAACAGUGCCACAGUCCAACCAUUGUGGCUUCCUCUGAUUCACUGGACAUAAGCCAUAUUUCAGUUGCUGCCCGCGCUUUGGAGCACACACCUCCAGCUCGUGUGAAAUAUUCUGGAACAGCGCUGUUAAAGCCAAGUAAUGAUCUAACACCAUGUAAAUUCCAUCGAGCUACUCCGCCAGCUACCCUAUAUAACACUGAGCUUAAAGAGGUCUUAUCUCAGAAAAUCUGAAUGUAAUCUUAAAAGGCCUAAACCCUUAGACAUCUUUGGCCAAGACUCAAACAAUGGAAUAGCACUUAUUUUAAAGAAUAGAGAGAACCAAAGGAAACUAAUAAUCAGUAGCCAAGCUUAUGUUUGAAUAAUCACGGCACAGUCACUUGUACAAUGAUGUAAAAGUUAAUGAACCAUACUACAGGAAAAAACUGCAUAGUAGCUUUCAUUUGAAUGGACACAUGUUUAAGGAUCUCAUCAACAGACCCAAAAGUUUGAACAUUAUCAUCAGCACAACAGGAAAAAUCUGCUCUGCAGCUUUCACUUGAAUGGUUACACUGCACCUGAUUUAUUUCCACACCUUGUAAGUACAGCAUAAUAACUACUACAACAGGAAAGAUCUGCUCUGCAGCUUUCAUUUGAAUGGCUACAAAAUGGAGGAUUUUUUUCAUGGAUUCAAACAUUUAAACACUGUAUAACCAACAUGAAAAGCAUCAUUGAUCAUUUAUGCAAUAUGUACCGCAUGAAUGUUUUGCUUAAUGACUUUCACUUGAACACCAGUAAUCACACCUUGUACGAAAUAAUAGACAGUGAUUAGCCGCAGGAAAGAACUGCACAAGUCCGUUUUCAUUAGAACAGCCCAAACUUUGCUUAAUCUGACCAUAGUUUAUGUAUCUUAGAUUAGGAAGAGGUGUUUUGGGUACCUACAAUUUGCUACAAAGUCAACACUUUUGAAAGUCCUAUUAAAACCUUGUAGACAUGAGGGCCUUGUUUUUAAGUCUGUUGUGUUUUAUGUUGAGCUCUAAAUAUAAUGAUUAAUGAUUAGACUUCACCUCAUCAAGUGCUGUAACAUCAUAAAUUUUAGGUGCUCAUGUCAGCGUUGAUUAGAGGAGUUUAUUUUCAAAACGGACACUUUUUUCAAGACAGUUUUAUUAAUUUUUUUUGAGAACCACAAUUCUAUUCUACGAUAACACAGUAAGCUAAGCAUUAUGAUAAUUUAUUGUCAUGAACAUAAGACGAUAUUAUUUGUUGUUAAAAUAGUAGAGAUCUGGCAGAUUUCAAAAGAUAUUGCUGUUCCAAUUUAGUUGCCCCUUGUAAUACAGUAAAUUUGAUGACAUAGUUAAAACGCUUAUGCAUUGGAGUGUCAAAAUUUAAUGUACUUAAAAAGAUCAAGUUUUCAAUGCCUUGUUUACUGGCAAGUACACUGUAGUUCAAUAAUGG
Messenger RNA from Porites lobata, 9453 nucleotides. The record is from the annotation of a GenBank genome assembly. NCBI's taxonomy places the organism in Eukaryota, Metazoa, Cnidaria, Anthozoa, Scleractinia, Poritidae.